This is a messenger RNA of Engraulis encrasicolus (European anchovy), 1585 nucleotides long. RefSeq names its product E3 SUMO-protein ligase ZBED1-like. The transcript is spliced from 2 exons. The record is from RefSeq and is a predicted model, not a curated record. Lineage: Eukaryota; Metazoa; Chordata; Actinopteri; Clupeiformes; Engraulidae. The coding region runs from base 522 to 1196 and encodes 224 amino acids. Gene Ontology annotation, molecular function: protein dimerization activity.
GCUGAAGGAGGCUGUGUUGGAGUGGAAUUUGGAGAGGCCAGGGACAACAAUUGCCGUCACAACAGACAACGCCCGGAAUAAAGUAAAUGCUGUGAUUGAAGCUGGAAUGGGUCCCCAAAUUGGGUGUUUCGCACACACCAUUAAUCUUGCUUCUCAGAAAGCCACAAGCCUCAACCAACUAGCCAGACUGCUAGGCAAAGUGAGACGCGUCGUGACAUUCUUCCACCGUAGCCUAACAGCUGCACACAUACUGGAGCGUAAACAAGAGAUGCUUAGUCUGGCGAAACAUUGUCUUAUUCAGGACGUAUCCACUCGAUGGAAUUCGAGCUACGAUAUGCUUGUAAGGUACCUGGAGCAACAGGCAGCAGUGUACACGGGACUGACAGAACAGCCUCUCAAGAAAAAGGACAUCAGCACAUUGUCUGACCAAGUGGUGAGAAGGGCUGAGGAAGUGAUUGUCGUUCUGAAGCCAUUAAAGACUCCCACAACAGUCAUAAACCGAAGCUACACCUUCAGCAUCCAUGAUCCUGCCCCUCAAAGCCACAGUUCUCCACUCUAUGGAGCCAAAUGAUGGGGACAGCGCCAUAGUGACCCAAGUCAAGGCUGCCAUCAGGGAAAACCUGGAAGACAGGUACUCCUCUUGCCAAGACUUCCUCCACAAAUGCACAGCCCUUGACCCGAGGUUUAAAUCUCUUCCUCAUGUGGAUGACGUCUGUUGUGACAGGAUCUACAACAGUCUCAGCACUGAGAUUGUGGCCAUAGAAGAGGAGCAUGAGGAGGCCAAAGGGACAGCAGCAGCUGCUUCACCCUCACACACAGAACACCCAGAAGCAUCUGAAUCACCUCCUCCGGUCAAGAGGUCAGCGAUGACCGAACUGUUUGGUGAGCUCUUCCAGACUGAGGUAGGAGACAAAAAGAAUACUUUGCAGCAGGUCAAAAAAGAAGUUGCUGCAUACAAGGCAGUGAGCAGCAUUUCACUCGACUCUGACCCACUUCUAUGGUGGAAGAACAAAGAGUCCACAUAUCCCCUCAUUGCCAAGCUAGCGAAGCACUACCUUGCCAUUCCUGCUACCUCAGUCCUGAGUGAGAGGGUCUUUUCAACUGCUGGGGACAUUGUAACUGCCAGCAGAUCUGCUCUCACUGCUGACAAUGUGGACAAACUGAUUUUCUUGGCAAAAAAUAUGAAGGUUGAGUAAAAUUGAAUACUGUAUCACUAGAAUUCUGGAGCUGAGUACUGUACUUGUGGAUUUUUUUGUUCACUGUUUGAGAGGAAUUUAUAAUUUUCAAUUUUAAUAUUUUAAUUUGUAACAUUGAUAACCAUUUGAGAAUAUUUGAUUUAACUUAAUGGUACCAAGCAGCACUUAGAAUGUAUUUACGGUUUCAGCUUGUAUGUUGACAAGUUUUUGGUUAAAUAAACAACAUGCUGAGGAAGAAAAUGGUUUUGCAUUUUUUCCCAUACCGCACCGAAAACGUACCGAACUGUGACCCCCCUAUACCGAAUACGUACCGAACCGUGAUUUUUUUCGUAACGUUACACCCCUAUUAGCUGUAUAGAGAGAGGCGUGUAUGAGAGGUGGCCUUACCA